Macroventuria anomochaeta is the source of this 2745-nucleotide messenger RNA. Its product is annotated as actin-like ATPase domain-containing protein. Bases 328 to 2514 code for a protein of 728 amino acids. Gene Ontology annotation, biological process: regulation of DNA-templated transcription; double-strand break repair. The transcript is spliced from 3 exons. The record is from RefSeq and is a predicted model, not a curated record. Gene Ontology annotation, cellular component: Ino80 complex. Lineage: Eukaryota; Fungi; Ascomycota; Dothideomycetes; Pleosporales; Didymellaceae.
GAACCAAUCGCGGAAGAGAGGCGCCCGCAACAUCUCCAGCACAGCCAGGGCGCGACCCAUUGCAGCACCAAGUUAUCUUCGCGUACGCCAUUGCUUGCGACUCGAAUCUUGACUCUACGACCGCAACCCCGCAACCCCCCAAUUUACUUUUCUCCACGACGUGACCUCGACACCGAACAGGUGGAGCUUGCGUCGCGAUAAUACCGAGCAGCUAUCUGGCAGGCGCGCUCCAACCAAGCCACAGCCAGAUCUGUCUGCGGCUUAGGUGGAGAGAAGCACUUGAAGGUCAGCACUUGGAGAUCAGCGCGCCACAGCUACACAGACAAGAUGGUGGGCAAGAAGUCAGGCAGAGCCCAGCUGAGGCAGGAAGGCCUCGAGCGGACUGACAACAACAUGGACCUCUCGUCGUGGCCCCAGGUGGGCAUGAUCAACCAGAAGAACUACUACACCGAAUUCCUCAAGCGCGACGAACAGUUCCUGGCUGUCCGAUACCCCAAAGACGAGGAGCGCGCACGCAUCGUGCAAGAGGCCCGAGACAGGGAUCGCGCGCGCGCGCUGGGCGUCCCUCAGGCGGCCGAGGGCGCAACACCGCUAGCUGAAGAGGCCGCGGACGAGGUCGACGCUUCAUUGGACUCUUCGAGGACGGACAUCUCGAAGCUCAUCGUCAUACACCCCGGCAGCCAGAACCUGAGGAUCGGUCUGGGCGCAGAUGCGCUGCCCAAGACAAUACCCAUGGUCAUUGCGCGGAGAUGGAAGGAGAGCGAGUGCGAGGAGGACGGCGGCGAGCCCAGCCCCAAGCGCAUGAAGGUCGAGGGAGCAGUGCCGGCAGACGCGCUCCCUGAGAAGUGGUUUGGCGAAGACUUCGCCGAUCAGUACAUGGCUAUGUCUUCGGAGCUGAGGACGCGAAUGCGCUCCAACAAGCGCCGAGUGCUGCCGAACUCCAAGGACCUGGUCACAAACUACAACCGCCGCACUCCGCCAGAGGUCAUCUCAGAACACAACGAUAUCAAUCGUAUCGAGUUCACAGAGAUCCCUUCGAACCCAGACAGGGCGCCGCACUUCUUCACCGGCCACGAAGCACUUCGUAUCCCCGACCGAUCGAACCCUCGCUACAAGCUGUUCUGGCCUCUGCGCCAUGGUACCUUCAACGAAAGCGAGUAUGCGGAUCGCAACCAGAUCUACCACGACAUAUCCAAGAUUUACGAAGCGGCGUUCAGGAAUCAGCUCGGUAUCACCAGGAUGAAAGACCUGGCUAACUACAAGUGCGUGCUCAUCAUACCGGACUUGUACGAGCGCAACUACGUUACAACGAUGCUCGACAUCCUCAUACGGGAUCUUGGUAUCGGAAAGGUUUGUCUGCAACAGGAGAGCUUGUCGAACACUUUUGGAGCGGGCGCGGACAAGCUGUGUGUAGUCGACAUCGGCGCUCAAAAGACGUCCAUCUGCUGUGUCGACGAAGGCCUCUGUGUCGAGGAGUCUCGCAUCAACCUGAAGAUGGGUGGGGCGGAUGUCACAGAAACGUUCAUCAAGAUGAUGCUGUACGGCCACUUCCCGUACUCGGACAUAAACUUGAAGAGGCGGUAUGACUUCUUGCUUGCCGAGGAGCUGAAGCAGAAGUUCUGCUCGAUGGACGAGGGCUCUGUUAUGGUUCAGACAUGGGACUUCCACCUGCGAGCUUCGGGCCAGGACACACGGAAGUACAUGUUCAAAACUUACGAUGAGACCUUGCUGUCUGUCAUGGGCCUCCUCAAGCCAUCCAUAUUCGACAACUCGCGGAAGCUGGAAGGCCGCAGAACUGUCGUCCCCCGCUCCGUCGACCUCUACGACAGCUCCCCCAACGACCCCAUCUCCGCAGCUCAACUCGUCGUCCUCGAGCUCGCAGCCGGCAGAUCCGCUCAAGCCCCCAUCAACGGCACCCAAGAACCCGCCAUCGCGGCAACUCCCCAGAAGCCCCCACCCUUCAACCUCCUCGGCCGCCUCAACGACAACGAAGCCACACCACGCUCCUCCGUCGCAGGCUCCCCUGGUCCAGAAGGAACAGGCACACCGAACCCCGACCGCGACACACCCGGCAUGGGCGACACCGACGCGCCCGCCGCCGGCCUAAUCUUCCGCGACCCGGUCCUGGAGAAAGUGAAAAUCGCCGAAGAGCGCGACCGCACGCUUCCCAUCAUGCCUUUGGACCACGCGAUCCUCGAGUCCCUCGCGCAAGGCGGACGUGGCGAUGAGAAGAAAAUGCGCGACUUCUUCGGCGGCAUCGUGCUCGUUGGCGGCGUCGCAAAGACGCCCGGGUUCCGCGAGUUUCUCGAGCAGAGACUGCGCGAGCUGCGCCCGGGGCUGGAGAUUCUGCUCCCGCCGCCGCCGAGGGAUCUGGACCCCCAGGUCAUUGCGUGGAAGGGCGGGAGUGUGUUUGGGAGGUUGUCGAGUCAUGGGAAUGAUAGCUGGAUUAGUAAGUAUGAGUAUGAUAUCUUGGGGAGUAGGCUGUUGAACAAUAAGUGUAUGUUUGCUUGGUAGGAUGAGCAACGGGUUUUGAGGCCGUGGUUGAGGGGAUGAAGUAUAAGAAAGGAGGCGCGGAGGAAGAUGAUGUUGAGGAAGAAGUUAGGUAUAGAAAAGACAGCGUGGUUACGAAGGGCUGUCCGGGUUGUGGAGGCCGAAAUUUUUGCAGAACGAGCUUUCAGGGGAAGAAACCGCCGGGUAAGGCAUUGUGGAAGAAGAUGUCAUGUAUGGAGAAGUCACAGAGAACUC